UUUCACGAAAACAUUCGCAACAUGAUGGAGGCAACGACCAACGGAGGUGAAAAUACUGCUUCUUUGGAGGACGAAAGUCCGUUUGAAGAUGGUGAAAAAAUUAUGGAAGGCGUAGAAAUAGCCACGGAUGAAGAUGCUGCCGCAGAAGAAGCGAGGAAAGAAGAAAUUCGCCAACAAAUGGCAAAGGUUUGUGCGUGCCUUAUGAACCACUUGGUUUCAAUCUUGUGUACUUGUGAUCUUUUAUAUUAACUUACUUUACUGGUCAGAAACACUUACAAAAUUCGAGGCGAUAGGCCAAUUAACAAAAUAAAACAAAACAACGGGACUUGAGAAGAUUUGUUUAAGCCGUACAGUUAAGAUUCAGUUAAUUUCGCCGUCUCCAACAGAUUUCACAGUUUUAAGGUGUUUUAAACAAAUGUUGAAAAAAAUUGAAGAUUAUUACUUUUCUUGCCGCCUGGCCACAGAAUUUGUUUUGCGGUGAAAGGCACAGGGCCCGACUGAGCUUGUGUUCAAUUUUAAAGGCGAAUUGUGGUUUUUGAGGGCAGCUAAUUACAUUCAUGCGUGCAUUUUUUUAAGUGAAAACGUGUGAUUAAUUUUAUUGCCAUUGAUUUGCCCCGAAAAUGAAAUUUCAUUACGACUUAAUACGAUUAAUAUUUUCUGUAGCACAAAUUUACAACAUGUGAAUAUGAUAAAACGCGCUUUACAUCAAGUACUACACUUACCUAAUUGCUUACUUUAGUAGCCUGGACUAAUUUAUCUUCACAACAAUUGUGAUAUUGCUUUCUUUGUGUUUAUCCUACCGAUAUCCCGUGGGAGGAGACCAGAGCACCCGGAGAAACCCACGACUUUCGGCAGAGCGUUGACAGCUGACUCUUUUCACAUGAGUUUGUUGAGAUCAUCAGGUCCACAAACUUAGAGGUGACUAUGUGACCAAAGGCGAAGCCUCUCAAGGUCACUCGAGGUGGGACAAGGUUUUGCUGUUAAUGCCGUAUUUAGGGCCGAUUUCUAUGAAGUCUGUUCUAUAAUAUGUUCUGUGCCUUAUAUAAUCAUUUGAGCAAACGAAACAAAUUUACAUACACGUGGCUCAGAUUUUCACCAAUCUCGAAAGAAAUGUUAUGAAAGCGCAAUGUGAUUACUAGAAAGUAGAUAAUUUGCAAUGGACACCUGGGGCAUCCCAAAAGACAUCGCACCUCCUACAUGGAUGAAAUUGGAAGGCAACCCCUUACCCAAGUAGUUUUCCCCGCCUCCCCUCUGGAAGACAGAAAUUUCCUCCGUUAGAAGAGUGCAAAUCUUUUCUGGAAUGAUCCAUUUCACCCAUAUGUAGCUUUCUGCUUAUGUCAAAGCUCACAUUGUGUACUUAAAUGCAAAUAUACAAUGUUUUGCUGUUAUGCUUAUAAUCGUGGUUGCAUUGCAAGUGAAAACCGGAUAUAUUUAUUUGUCAAAGAAGAAUUAGACAUAUUGGGUUAACCAAACAAGUGUGCUCAUAUUUGUCUUGUUAACUUAUUAAAAUAUACCCAAAUCGAUUGUUUGAUCAUGAACAAAACAUGUGUUUCAGUGCAUCAUGGUUUCAUAGGUGGAUGGGAAGGGGGAAAUUUGCCCGACUUUUUUCCAUGCUAAACUUCCAAAAUUCUUGUCAACAUGGGGGGGGGGGAGGUUUCAAAAAAUAUUUGGAGGGCUGAUAUUUUUUUGCCAUAUUACAGAUUUCUUUCAUUUUUGACUAUUAUCUUACAUACUUCUUGCUUUUCAAUUUAUUUCCCCCCAUCUUUUUGCCCAACUUACAUUUAAAAUUUGCCCAAAGUAACAAAUGAACUUUACUUAAAACAUUUAUGAAAUGCUGUCAUUACAUAUUCAGUCAAUGAUUUUUAUUGUCAAAAAAGAAAAGGUCAAUUAAUUUUUUUAAUUUAGCUCAAAUUCAAAAAAAUUGUUAAAAAAUUAUAAUUGACAUAUAAUUAUAUUUUGUCUGAAAUGGUUUGUUUUCGUAAAUUGGUUUCAUUAAAGUUUAAUAUUGCAGGUUUUUACCUAAGAAUAAUCUUGAUAAUAUCAGUGUGUUGAAAUUCUGUUUUAAGUGGGUCAAGGUCGUAGAAUUAUAAAUCGCAAUGUCUGCGAUGUUCUGUACGGCAUAAUUUUUGGAAUGGAUAUGCAUGCUGCCUGUCAGGUUCUAAAAUGUUGCCUUCAGUUUUUGCAUUCAGAAUUUCACUAUUAUUUUCUACAUGUCACAGCAGCCAGUGUCACCAUUGUAGUUUGGACAAUUAAAGUUCAUGUCAUACAUUAUUUCACCAUUAUAUUCUCUGAUGUCACCAUUUUUAAUGCAAUGUUGCCUGUCGCACGAUAUUUGAAGCCAUCCUAGUCAUACGCCGCCCCCUUCUUCAGCUGCUCGCUUACAAGAAGGACACUUACGCCCAUAUUCUAAAAGCUCACUCACACUCAAUGAGUGGAGGUUCAAUCUAAGUUUCUCUUGUGUGUCAAUAGCUGAAGGUUAGUAUCAUACCUUACUAUGCAACUACUCACCCUCCAGCUAUUCAAAAACAGAAUUGACACUCAAGAGAAGCUCAAAUUGAAGCACUUAUUGAGUGUGAGUGAGCUUUUAGAAUACGGGUGUUAGUCUGACCUCUUUGCAAAAUAGGCACAAGAUGAAUGCAAAGGUUUAAAAGUACAGAAUAUCUUAAUUUGGGAUUCAUUGACAUUUGACACAUUGUAUAUUUGAAAACAUGUAUCAUUGAAUAUUGGAUGUUGUUUUAAUACUCAAGUUUUGUCAACAAAAGCUACAUGAAACCGUUCAGUUUUGACUAUAGUUUCACUUUUACAAAUUACGUUUGAAUAUAUAAAUCGUAUAAUAUUCUAUCCUCUCCAAGCCAGAUUAUUUUAGUUACCGAUAAUUUAUCUCACCGAUAAUUUCGAAAGUUCGCGAUGUAUGACGUUGAUAUUCCGCCGUAAUUUGGACAAAUGCAAGUUUGUUCAGGACACGAAAUUUCAAAACAAUUGGGCAAAUAGUUUUUGAGGAAUAUGUAUUCAAACAAACCCUAGUUUAGCUAUUUCGCCUAAUUUAUAAAAUAUCCUCUUCCAAUACCAGAACCCUGGCCGUGCGCCCACUAUUUAUUUAUUGUGCCCACUAUUUAUUUAUUUUACACCUCCUAAUCAUGCCAGACCGUUUUACUCCUCAUUGUUUGACCAGGUCUUAGAAAUUGUUGUGCAAUGCCCAUUGAGGUUAUACGUCAAUGUUUAUUCAUUUGUCGCUGAUAAGUGAUAUUAAUCUUGUUAAUGAAAUGUGGUUAUUUCACGUAAAUAUGAAAUUGUAUUAAAACAAAAUUGCACCAUGUUUAUGUUGUAAAAGAUACAUCGACUUUGCCUUUGGGUAGCACAAGGCAUUCGUAGCACAAUUUUUCACAAAUACAAAAUUUCUCCCUGAUCUCUUGUAUCUGCCCUCAUUGAAUAUUGGACCCCGAUUGAGACACUCAGAAUUUUAAUGCAUAUACGCCCAACGCGAUCCAAACUACAGACACGACAAAUUUGACAUGCAUUAAAAUUCUGACUGUCUUGAUCGGGCGAUCCCAAUUUCUCGUUGCCGUUGGUUAGAAUUCUGGUUUCGUUAAAGCAGAGACGUCCUUAGGAUCGAUUCCCAGUUGGGAUACUCAGAAAACAUUUUUCAGGAAGUGAUUUGACCCGAAUAGCGGCAAGCGUAAAUAGUGACUAAUUUUUCAACCGUUGGGCGUUGUAAAAGCAAGUGUGGGUUGACUACAAACUUUUUGUAGUUCGCUAUAACUACAGCUACUUCAAAAAUAUGUAGUCAGCUACAACUACUGCUACUUUUGAACAACAGUAGUUCGCUAUACUGACUACAGCUACUGCUUAAAAAAUAUAGCGAAUUAUUUCGCUACGCAAUAUUUUUUAAUUGUAUUGUAUUUGGAGCAUCUACUGGCUUAGGCUGUAAUGUAACCUAUAUAACAAAUUGACUUACAAGUAAAUAAGAUGGCAUGUACUUGCACGGCAUAUUUUAUUCAUGCAAAUUGAGUAUUGAUUUUAACCAUUUUUAAGCAAACCGUGUCUCAACAUCAUGCUAUUCUAUCCAGUUGCUAACAAUUUUAAAAAGUAGCGAAUAGCGAUUUUCUGUUUGAAAAGUAGUCAACUGCUACUUGGCUACUUUUAGGCAAAAUGUAGUUCGCUAUAACUACAGCUACUGUUUUGAAAAAGUAGUCAAAAACUACUGGCUACUUGAAAAUUGUAGUUCGCUACUACUUCGCUACUACCCACCCUUGUGUAAAACAGUAAAAGUACUUGAAAAGCUAUAAAACUGUGGAUAUAUAGGCGUCACAAUUCAUAAAAAGAAACUUUAAUUUAUAAAUAGCGAAGUUUAAUUUGGGUUAUACCAAUGAACAAACAAUUUUAGAACACUGUUUGAAAAAUCACUAUCCGCAGUGGAUAGCGCUAAACGGCCUUCGUUUCUAUUAACUGUGGUACAAGCAGCCCUAUAAAGUAAUUAUUAAUAAAUCACGCAAAUCCUUUGUGGCCAAAUUGGGUGACGGAAAGUGCGGUUUCUGGAGGUAAGGGCCCCCAGAAAAGCUGGAGAAACAACAUCAGGGUGAGAGUAAGGGCCCUCACCGUUAUGGACAUUGAAACUCGUGUCCGGACCGGGCUUCCCCGUGGUGAAGUGACCGAGAGAUGCGAAGAUCAGGACGAGGGUAAGGGCCCCCGCCGUUAUGGACCUUGCUCCCUUUGCCGGUGUGUGCUUCACCGUGGGUGAAGUGUGGCCGAGUGGACACCACUUUCCGCCCCGCUUUCUUUAUUUGUUCUUCAAAUAGGUCGAUUGAAAUUUACAAUUUUGCUUGAACAAGUAACUAAUAUAUAUACAAACAUUUGUUGUUGACUACAUCAAAUUACAAUAUAGUUAUUAAUUAAUUAAUUAAUCUAUCAAGUGGUCCUUGCCUAUUUUGUUGUGCAGUCGUGAUAAAUGGGUGGGGUGGGUGGGAUUUUUCUUGGUGUCUACUUAAAGGCAGUUGAAAACAGUAUGAACUGAGAUGUUUUUUGCAGCCUAUUGCUGAUAGGUAAGGAAUGCCGGCUUGGCAGAAAAAAUGCCAUUAGUGUCGUUAACUUGGCAGAACUUGUUGGCAGUGUCGUUAACUUGGCAGAACUUGUUGGCAGAAGAUCUUUUUGAUAAUUUUGGCCGGAUAUCUGUUUUCCUUGCCUAUCUAAUCCCUUUGGGAUUUGUUUUUUUCCCAUUAGGUUUUUGUAUAUCUAUUAAGUAGGGAUGUUGCGACCUAUUAAUCCCAAUUUAUUUAUUUUUUUUGAAAAUAAAUUAGUCCUUUGGCAUUUUUAUUCUUGACCGUUAUAUUAUUCUGUUUCGGGGAAAAACCGGACCAUUUAAGAAGAGAAUCUUUUGUAUGUGUAAAAGCCCAUUUUCCACUGGGCGAAUUUGUUUGCGCGAACAGUAAAAAAGUAGGAACCAAUCCAAGUUUUUCGGUUAUGGCUAUAUUCAAUUUUUUAAUUUUUGCAAUUGUGGCAGGAACACUCCAAUAACAAGCCUCUAUCUUAUUUAGUUAGAAGAAGAGAUAACGAGUCUACGCAAUACCUUGGAAAGAAAAGAGAAGCAGCACGCAGACCUCAAGAAAGAGCUUGGGAUAACGCGAUGGUCUCAGUUACGGGAAGGAAUUGGAACACAAAUCGGCUACAUACAAAACAGUGAAGUGUAAGCUUAUAAUCCUGAUCAUGAACAGGCUUAGGAUCUUAUUCUCUGAUCCGAGUUUGUGUUAUCGAUUUUCCAUCUUUAUAUAUGGAUAAAUAAACUUCCCUUUAGAGAUAAGUAAACUUCCCUUUAGAGAAUUGUCUAGAAGUAUAAACGUUUGCAUUCAGUUCAUGUGGCAAAAAGGAUAUGGAUAAAUGGAACUCAGAAAUGCAGGGGUGUAUAUUCUUCAAUGAACUUUGAUUCUUCCCCCCCCCCCUUCUUUUCAGAUUUGAUUCUUUUCCCCAUAUCUUUACUACAUCAGCCUCAAAGGCCUGUACCUAAUAGUAAUACUGUGACAUAGUAUAUUUGUCCCCUCCCCAAGAUAGAAUAAAAUACCUAAAUUAUAAAUUAGCUAGUUAUAAGUUAUUAUUUACUAAAUUUGCAAUCCUCAGUAAAUCCUUUUCACAUUUAUUUAAGUUACUUCCCAUUAACAUGAACAAUCAACAUUAAUACAGUAAUUGAUUCAGCUAAAGAAACUCAGUGGCAAAAUCAUUUUGGAAAGUGGAAACACUGAUUUUCACGAAUUACCCAAGGAAAUUUUGCUCUUCUUUUCCCUCUGCCUUUCCAUUUUUUCUACUCUUCUUUGAUUUUCUUCCCUAGACCUAAGACCUUUUGAUUCUUUUCCCCCACCCCAGGGGGGGGGGGAUUAUAGAAGAAUAUACACCCCUGCAGAAAUGAAAUCUUCGUACUCAGAUUAGUCUACCGGGUGUCCCAAAAAAAAACUGGACACUGUUUGAUAUCAUGUAACGUAAAAGCUAUCGCAAUGAAAUUAAAGAUCAUUGCAUUCAGAAAGGUUCAAAGGACUAAGUUAGAUUUUGAUAUAUAGCACUUGAAUUUACAUGCAAUAUUGAGCGAGAUACAACCAAAAUAAAAAUAUUUAUUAUUUAACAAGUAUAACUACAUCGGUAAUUAUAAGGUUGUUUUAUGCUAAUUUGGCAUUUUCGAAAACAGUAGUUCAACGUUCAAACAUCAUUAGUGCAGUCAAUAUAAUAUUGCAUGUAAAUUCAAGUGUUAUAUAUCAAAAUCUAAGUUAGUCCUUUCUGAAUACAAUUAUCACUUAUUUACUGAGACCGAGGGAAACAGUGUGUUUUGUGGACCCGAGACCGUCGGUCGAGGGUCGAGGGUCCACAAAACACACUGCUUUCCCGAGGUCUCAGUAAAUAAGUGUUUUAUUAUAUAUCAAUAGUCAAAGAAACAACAAAUUAAAGAACAAAUGAACGUAAAUACAUGAAAUAGUUUAUUGUUAAAACGUUAUAUUAAACACUGACUACACUGCAGUUACUUAAAGCGAAAGUUUUAAUUACGUACUAGGCAUGUCCAAAGGUCGCAUCUUCACGUGAUGGCGCACGUGAUUCUUUUUGUUAUUCGCCUGUCGAUAACGUAUUAUCUCCCUCUCGCGCUGUUGCGAGGGAGACAGCCUAAUUUCGUCACUCUCACGUGAUAUGCUCUCAACCAAUAAAACACUAGAAAAAUGCGACUUUGACUAUUGAUAUAUAAUAAUGAUCUUUAUUUCAUUGCGAUAGCUUUUAUAGCUUUUACGUUACAUGAAAUCAAACAUGCAGUGUUCAGUUUUUUGGGGGGCACGCGGUAGAUCAACUCGCUAGUUUUGAAACUGGAAUAUUGAAUCUUUAUGUGUAAUAUAUUUCUGGUAUCUCUUAGGAUGAAAAAAACGUCGGAAACAAUCAAAGGAUGGAAUGAUAAAAUUGUUCAUUCUGAUGCGUAAGUGACUAUAUAUUUGUUGUAACAAGUUUGGAACAAGCCGUUAAGAACUUGUCACAAGCUUGAUGGCAUUAUCAGACUUGUUACAAGGUUAUUCUAACAAGUCUGAUACAGUCAUGAUAUAACAAGAAUGUUACAAGGUUGAUGACACAAGGUUGUAUAACAAUAUUGUUAUAUCACGACUGUAUCUGACUUGUUGGAACAACCUUGCAACAAGUACGAUAAUAUAUCAGCAAGGUUGUUACAAGUUGUUAACAGCUUGUUUCAAACUUCCUAGCUAUGAAAUAUUUUCAAUGCCCGCCUAAUAUGAAAUAUUUCCAGUCAUCCAAAGAGGAAUGGAAUCGAAGUUGAAUCUGCGUGGUAAAUUAUUUUUUCUAGGUACAACAAAACCUGUAAAACUCUGUCUGGUGCAAGCGAGGCGACCUCUAAUGCUUUAAAAAGUGCUGGAGCUGUGACGGCUAAAAAGAUUGGAGAAUUACGGUAAGCUGUAUGGAUGGCUCUUGCUCGACUUCUUGGGAAAACAGUUCGAGUAGUUUAGGCCCCGUUUACAUUAGGGACCGGUCAUAAAGUAACUGCUAGGGUGGGCUGGAGUGAUUUGGGAUGGGCCAUGGAAAAUCUUUGAGCAGUUUCGAUGGGCCGCGAAAUUUUUUGUAUGUCCACAGUUGGGCCACCAAACAGAAACCCAUACAUGUCUACUUCAAAAAAUAAAGAUAUUAAUAAUAAAAGUAAACAAAAAACUAUCCAAAUUAUCAAAUGCAAAUGAUGCUAUUGAAGCCAGUACUUUGUUAAAACAACGACAAGAAGUGGUCGAAUCACAGCAAAUACAACCGAGAGCUGGAGAGCAGCUCAGUAUCGUAAUUGGUGAUGAAUGUGUUGGUCAAGCUUGGUGGAACUACGUAUAGUGCCGGUGUAUAUUUACAAUGUUCACACCUGCAAGUUUGUUUUUAUUAUAAAAGUGUAUUUUCCCAAUUUAGAUUGGGUGGGUCAUGAAAAUUUUUUUGUAAGAUUAUAUAGAUGGGCUUUGAAAUAUUUAUCUACAUCCUAACUGGGUCACCAAACUUAUUGGCAAAAUUUGUGAUUUACCUCCAGCCCACCCUAGCAGUUACUUCAUGACCAGUCCCUUAGGUAAUAGUGUCAAGACAUGAGCACGGGUAAUCACAAGAUUGAUAUUUGAUAGGAGUCUAUGAUCUUGUCUAAACCUUCUUCAUAGGGAUUCUGAAACCUUCAAGACAAUUGAACAUAAAGUCUCAUCCGCAACAAGUUCAAUUAAGGUAUGAAAAGACGCCAUUUGAUAGUCGUCCCUUCAGGUCUUUGGUCAUUUUUGAACUCCUUCUAAAUAUUUCCGUGGUGCAGACGUAAAAUUCUCACAACCUGUCAACAAGAUGUGUUCGCAACAGGCUUGUAGCAAGCUUGUCAACAAGUUGUAACAAUGCUGUUAUUUUGUCAAGUUGCUACAAGGUUGUCACUCACAACAGACAACUUGUCAACAAGAUAUGUCCACAACAGGCUUGUAGCAAGCUUGUCAACAAGUUGUAACAAUGUUGUUAUUUCGUCAAGUUGCUACAAGGUUGUCACUCACAACUUGUUGACAAAUUGUUGAAUUGCAGGACGAUAACAAGUUGUUGGAACAGCAUUGCUACAAGUCUGCUGCGUUUUUACGUGACUGUAUAAUUCACACUUUGUUUUAUUGUAGGGGAAAGUAGUGGGACAAAAAUCUGAAUCUGAGGAACAAGGCGUUGAUGAGGUUGAUCCCAACAUGGAACACGAACCAGUUGCGAGCAGUUGAAUAUUAACAACUAUAUCAUUUAACAAGGCUGCUGGGUAGUGGGGUAUAGAUAUAUAUGAGCGAUAUAUGCACUAGAUUUGCACUAGAGAUAGACAUUCUCGUUCACAGGGACAUCGGUGGGGACUCGGUGUUAUGUACUAUUUAACGCACGUAAAAACGCACAAGUUGUUAUAAGUCUGCAAACAAGUUGUUACAAAUCUGUUCUCAAGCUGUUGACAAGUUGUGUUCGCACUGCUUGUUCCCAGUUGUUGUAACAAGUUUGGAACGAGCUGUUAACAACUUGUAACAAGCUUGAUGGCAUUAUCAAACAAGUCUGACACAGUCAUGAUAUAACAAGAAUGUUAUACAAGGUUGUAACAAUAUUGUUAUAUCAUGACUGUAUCGGACUUGUUGGAACAACCUUGCAACAAAUCUGAUAAUAUCAACAAGGUUGUUGCAACUGUUAACAAGUUGUUCCAUACUUGUUGACAACUUGGGACAAGCAGGAACAACUUCUUGACGGCUUUUUGGCAGACUUGAGUUGAGUUGACUUGCUACAAGAUGCGAGAUUUUUGUGUGUGUAUGACAGACUCACGGGCGUUCAUUGCAGGGUUAGGGCGAAUAUUAGGGUGUUAUUAAGAGUUUACGACACCGGAUGCCACGUUUAUUGACAGCAUCGCAACGAACACCCCCGUGAGGGGGUCAAACCAGUGGGUUGUCGUACCAUGUUGUCAACAAGUAUGGAACAACUUGGUAACAGUUGUAACAAUCUUGUUGAUAUAAUCAGACUUGUUGCAAGGUUGUUCCAACGAGUCCGAUACAGUCAUGAUAUAAUAAUAUUGUUACAACUUUGUAACAUUCUUGUUAUUUCUCAAAUCAUUAAUAAUUCAUGAGCAAUUCAGCCAAUGAUAAUCACCUAUUUGAUCACAAGAUGCCAUGUGGAUAACCCGGUGAAACUUGAUGAAAGUGACUAGUGUUUUCAUCAAAUAUCUUGAUUACGCAUGCAAAAUUACUUGAAUAGAAUUCCUAAGUACGUUAUGCUUGGUUAAGAAUUCUAUUCAAAUCAGCAAACGAAAACAUUCUGUUACGUCCCGAUUCAUUUGAUUGUUUUCUCGUGUUUGGAUAUCCCGGUGAAACACUCGCUCUCGUUGUUCAUACAUUACAUCAUGACUGUAUCAGACUUGUCAGAACAACCUUGUUGCAUGAGAGUCGAUGAGAGUUUGCGGUCAAACACGAGGGAGAGUUACAAUCCUCAUUGACGGGGGUUUUAUUUCAAAUUUAAGUAACUCUAUAAGUUUUAUAACCGCUUCUACUAAUCAACUUUUAUCUAAUCUGAUCUGAUUUAACCAGCCAAUACUUAUAAUCCUAAAGUUAAAGUGCAGAUAAGAUUUUUGAUAUGUGUAAUAUUUCAGGGUCAUUCGAAGAAGAAAUGUAAUAUAUCUUUAUAAAUAAAAAAUCCCAUCUUUAUCAACUUUUUCACUGUCGAAGUUUCCUGAUAUGAUGUCAUUAGGCGAAUUGCAAAUUAGUUUUCCUUUGUUUUUUGUACCAAAAAUUCACCUAAUUGCAAUUCUAGAAUUUUGACAGUGAAAAAGUUAAUCAAGAUGAGGUUUUUUACUGUAAAGAUACAUUAAAUUUCAUCUUAGAAUGACCCAAAUAUUACAAAUACCAAAAUUAUAUUUGGGUUUAGUCUAUGAUUAUGGUUUAGUCGCAGUUUAAUGUAACGAUUUUUUUGGAUAUCGAAACAAAAAAUAUCGGUUUUGAUAAAUAGCUUAUCUUCAUUGUUAAACCGUUAACUAAAAUGAACCGUAGAUAACAAGUAUAACAAAAUACAGAAAGAGUUCUUUUCUACGAAUUUUAUUUUCUACGAAUUUUAUUUUUCCACUUAGAAUUUAUUAAACCACUAUAUAUUCCCUAACAUGACGUACCUGUUUUCUCGCAUCGCUUACCGAUGACGAAAAUGUUUGUGGGCUGAAGUGUAAACGAAACUGGAGAAUAUCACUG
Messenger RNA from Paramuricea clavata, 11201 nucleotides. Lineage: Eukaryota; Metazoa; Cnidaria; Anthozoa; Malacalcyonacea; Plexauridae. The record is from the annotation of a GenBank genome assembly.